CCUCCAGGCAAUCAGGUUGUUCACGGGCGAAGCGAUACCUGUUUCAAGGUUACAACACAAAAGACCGUCAACAAAAUCGACGCCCUUCUUGUGGUCCCGAGAGAGCCUUCACAGUUGAACAGUUCGUGCCUCAUACAAGCGCAAUGGGCAAGGCAGGAGUGCUGGUGCUGGCGCUGGUGGCGCUCACGUGCACUCAUGAGUGUCAGGCGCAGGACUGGUCUGCUGUUACGAACUUGCUUCUCAACAAGAUUUUAGCGCUGUGGAAGGAAGACUCCGUGCAGUUCAUGGGGUCGGAGUGUCACUACAGGCAGAAACCGAAAAUCUAUAGAUGGCAGCUCUACUAUGUUGGGAAUUUCUCUUGUAACAAAUUUUUCGGUAUCGAAGGCAGUGGCAAGGGCAGAAGUCCUGUGACAGCCAAGAGAGACAGCAUCAUCGACUUCCUGAACAAAGCUCAAACGGCAGGACUCUUGUCUAAAGAAGAAGUCGAUAAAUGGCUACAAGGAUGAGCUGUUCAGUGUGCAAUCAAUUCUUUUCUGCUAGGUUUUCUCUGGGUAUAAUUGGCGUAUUUUUAAUCUAAUUUCACGCUUUCUCGCUUAUAUUUAAUACCUAUAAUUGUGAGGGCCAAUAUAUUGAAGCCUAAUAAUACUGGUCACAUCUGCAAACGCAACAGUGCAGGCAUUACGAUGCUCAUCUGGGAGACUUACUUCAAGAAGAUAUCUAACAUUUGUUGCAUGCGGUCCACAUGAGACAAAAUCAUGCUGUUCCAUCAUGGCGGUCAGACCCCUGGAGCUCCGUUUACGUCAGUCACGCGCCACAUAUUUCUGGGAUGACACAUUCUGCCAUGCUUAUCUCAGAUACUCCACAACGAGCGCCCUGCACGGGAAAAUAUCCGGGCAUAUAUAGCACUCGUCCAUGACAAAAUGCAACAUGUCACCAACGCUUCAAAGUAACGCAAAUAUAUUGAGACACGUGCAUUUAAUGUUACCAUGAAUAAUUAGCAUAGCUGUAUUACCUGGAGUCAUUUAAACACGUGUCACCUACUAAUAUUGUCGACAUCACUUUUAAGAGCGGUAGCCGGAACCAGGUGGUCAGGUGGACAUUCAAAAUGAUGAUCAUCAAAACUGCUUUAUAACACUUCAUAAUUCAGCAGCAAUUAAAGUCACUUGCAAGGUAAAUUUAUAGUUUCAUAAAUUUUCUAGAGAAGGACGUGGAUGUAUUUUCUGCUAUUCAUUCAUUGCGCCUCUAAUGAGAUAUAUUAAUAAAAGUAAA
Molecule: messenger RNA, 1269 nt
Organism: Hyalella azteca
Lineage: Eukaryota; Metazoa; Arthropoda; Malacostraca; Amphipoda; Hyalellidae
Product: anti-lipopolysaccharide factor
Exons: 5
Coding region: 144-506 (120 amino acids)
Source: RefSeq, a predicted model, not a curated record